Gossypium raimondii (Peruvian cotton) is the source of this 1243-nucleotide messenger RNA. Its product is annotated as probable plastid-lipid-associated protein 13, chloroplastic. The coding region runs from base 108 to 1022 and encodes 304 amino acids. The transcript has 7 exons. The record is from RefSeq and is a predicted model, not a curated record. NCBI's taxonomy places the organism in Eukaryota, Viridiplantae, Streptophyta, Magnoliopsida, Malvales, Malvaceae.
AGACACCAAAAUAAAAAUCUGCUUCACAAAAUUGACCCUCUUCGCUCCUCACAAUAAACAAAUCAAAAACAGAAGAAAAAACUCAAAGAAACAUUUUCAUUCCACCAAUGGCUUCUUUACAGGGAUCGUUUCCUGCAAUUUCGGCUGUGCGUUCGAGCUUCUCUUCGUCUUCUUUGGUGGGAGUUUCUUUCGUUAGACUGCCGGACUGUAACCGGAGGAGCUCCGGCGACCGGAUAAGCUGUCGUAGAACGUCCUGUAGAGCAAUGGUUCAGCAAGCAGUGCAGGGAGGAGCUCCGGCUACUUAUGCUAAAGAUAUGGAACGACUUUCUGCUAAGGAAUCUCUUCUGCUUGCUUUUAAGGAUGCUGGGGGUUUCGAGGCAUUAGUCACGGGAAAGACAACAGAUAUGCAACGAAUUGAUGUGAAUGAGAGGAUAACUGGCCUUGAGAGGCUCAAUCCAACAACAAGGCCGACAACGUCUCCCUUUCUGGAGGGUCUAUGGAACUUUGAGUGGUUUGGAUCUGGAAGCCCAGGACUUUUUGCUGCUAGAGUCGUAUUUGAGAGAUUUCCUUCGACCUUGGCAAGAAUGUCAAAAAUGAAUUUGCUUCUUAAGGAUGGAUAUGCAAAGGUUGCAGCACAUUUAAAAUUGCUUAACUCGAUAGAAAGCAAAUUUAUUCUUUCCGCCAAGGUGUCUGUGGAGGGACCAUUAAGGAUGAAAGAAGAAUAUGUUGAGGGGAUAUUUGAAUCACCAACUAUUGUUGAAGAAACAAUACCAGAGCAGUUGAAAGGUGCAUAUAGUCAGGCUCUUACUACUGCCCAGCAACUUCCAGUUCCUAUUAGGGAUGCAGUGGCCAAUGGACUACGAGUUCCUCUGAGUGGGACAUUCCAGAGACUGUUCAUGAUAUCUUAUCUGGAUGAAGAGAUCCUUAUAAUAAGGGACACUGCGGGAAUACCUGAAGUUCUUACUAGGUUGGAGGCAUCUUCAUCUGGCAUGGCGGAAACUAAUCCCGAAUAUGAGAGCUAAGGAGUUCGAGGAUUGUGUUUGUUUGUUUUCCCCCUCCAAAUAAUUUUGUUCAAAAAGAUUCCAUGAUCAUAAAUGUAAAUUAUAGUAAAAUAGUGUAUCAAAUUCUUGAAUGAUGUUUACGUUGUGUUUGAUAAUGUUGUAAUUGAGCCCUUCCAUGGGUCUGGGCGGGGUCUUUGUUGGAUCUACAAGUUGAGGUCAAUUUUUUAGGGUUUUUUACAUAA